CCGGCGUCCCGCGCCCUCCUUCCUUCCUCGCCAGGACGGACGCACUUCCGGCGGAUGUGGGGGCCAGCCCUCGGAAACGGAAGUGAGCGGCGGGGUCGACUGACGGUAACGCGGCAGAGAGGCUGUUCGCAGAGCUGCGGAAGAUGAAUGCCAGAGGACUUGGAUCUGAGCUAAAGGACAGUAUUCCAGUUACUGAACUUUCAGCAAGUGGACCUUUUGAAAGUCAUGAUCUUCUUCGGAAAGGUUUUUCUUGUGUGAAAAAUGAACUUUUGCCUAGUCAUCCCCUUGAAUUAUCAGAAAAAAAUUUCCAGCUCAACCAAGAUAAAAUGAAUUUUUCCACACUGAGAAACAUUCAGGGUCUAUUUGCUCCACUAAAAUUACAGAUGGAAUUCAAGGCAGUGCAGCAGGUUCAGCGUCUUCCAUUUCUUUCAAGCUCAAAUCUUUCACUGGAUGUUUUGAGGGGUAAUGAUGAGACUAUUGGAUUUGAGGAUAUUCUUAAUGAUCCAUCACAAAGCGAAGUCAUGGGAGAGCCACACUUGAUGGUGGAAUAUAAACUUGGUUUACUGUGAUAGUGUGCUGUUCAUGGAAACCGAGGGCUGCAUCUUGUUUAUAGUCAUCUUUGUACUGUAAUUUGAUGUACACAACAUUAAAAGUACUGACACCUGAGAA
Messenger RNA from Gorilla gorilla gorilla (western lowland gorilla), 669 nucleotides. RefSeq names its product proteasome maturation protein (gene POMP). Gene Ontology annotation, cellular component: nucleus; cytoplasm. The coding region runs from base 144 to 569 and encodes 141 amino acids. The transcript is spliced from 6 exons. The record is from RefSeq and is a predicted model, not a curated record. Gene Ontology annotation, biological process: proteasome assembly. Lineage: Eukaryota; Metazoa; Chordata; Mammalia; Primates; Hominidae.